This is a messenger RNA of Psylliodes chrysocephalus, 1161 nucleotides long. NCBI's taxonomy places the organism in Eukaryota, Metazoa, Arthropoda, Insecta, Coleoptera, Chrysomelidae. The record is from the annotation of a GenBank genome assembly.
AUGGCGAAACAAAUCUACGAUUACACUGAUAGACUGAAUUUUGUGGGCGAAUGGUUCGAUUACAAAGCUUCGUUUUUAAAAAAAUUCGUUAUUAAAUAUUAUCCAUCUGACAAUACUUUAGAGCUGUUCGAUAAAGAUGUAGGAAGAGUAUUUUUAAAACGCACGAAAUUGGAGGAAUUAACCAUGGAAGACAUGUUCGUCGGUAACACAAUUAGAGUUUACGGCAGACAAAUAAAAAUCACCGAUUAUUUAGAUUGUCGUACCCAAAACUAUGUUGGAAAAUUCAGAGAGAAAACUUGUGCUAUAUUAAAACCUAAUAUAAUAGAUAAAUUUGGUGAAAUUAUAAGUAUUAUCGAACACCAUAAUAUAAUGAUAUCAAAACUAAGAAGGUGCGAACUGACCAGAAAGCAAGCAUUAGAUUUCCAUGCAAAUAUGAAAGGUAAUCCAGUCCUUCCAGCUAUAUUGGAAUUUAUAGUAACUGGACCAAUUAUAGUAUUAGAAUUGGUAGGUGAAAACGUUGUACAAAAAUGGAUGGAUAUAAUGGGCCCAGCACAUCCUAUAGAAGCAAAGAAAGUUGCGCCCAACAGUUUAAGAGCAAUAUACGGUAAAGACAGCGAAGCUACUAACGGUUUUCACGGUUCACUAACUGUUGAAGACGCUGUUACAGAAUUGGAAUUCUUUUUUUCUAAUAGAGACGACACUCCGGAACCAUUAGCGCAGUUUGAAAAUACUACGUGUUGUUUAAUUAAACCUCACGCUAUUCAAGAAGGCAAACUAGGACGUAUAAUAACCACAAUAACUAACUCCCACUUUAAAAUUACGGGUGCACAUAUCGUGUAUUUAUCCAAUGCCAAUGCUGACGAAUUUUUAGAAGUUUAUAAAGGUGUUGUGAGCGAUUACAAUGCUUUCAUGUUGAGUUAUCUUAAUGGACCUUGCGUGGUGUUAGAAAUAGCGGGUAAAAUGAGCGAAACAAAUGUACACGAUGAAUUUAGAAAAUUUACCGGACCUAUGGACACUGACAUUGCUAAGCAGAUUCGGCCAAAUACUUUAAGAGCUAUGUUUGGUGUUGAUAAAUAUAAGAAUGCCGUACAUUGCACUGAUUUACCUGAAGAUACUGUUCUCGAAUUGGAAUAUCUUUUUAGAGUACUUAAAGAUCUUUAG